Molecule: messenger RNA, 2510 nt
Organism: Phoenix dactylifera (date palm)
Lineage: Eukaryota; Viridiplantae; Streptophyta; Magnoliopsida; Arecales; Arecaceae
Product: cryptochrome-1-like
Biological process (GO): blue light signaling pathway; entrainment of circadian clock by photoperiod; circadian regulation of gene expression
Cellular component (GO): cytoplasm; nucleus
Molecular function (GO): DNA binding; FAD binding; blue light photoreceptor activity
Source: RefSeq, a predicted model, not a curated record
CAAAAAAAAGAAAGAGAGGAGGGAAAAAAAGGAAAAAGAAGAAAAAAGAGAAGAAUUUUCACAGCCUAGCAGCCAUUUGCUGCCUGCAGUACCCCUCUUCCCCUGCAGCAUGGUGCAAGUUGUAACAUGAUCUGAUCUUCACCUAUUCCCAUUUUUUUGGGAGGAAGAAAGAAGGAAUACAGAGAGACACACCAUAGAAUGAUGCCUGGCCGUGUUGGUAGCAGCAGCAGCAGCAGUAGCAGGGGUAUUGUAUGGUUCAGGAGGGAUCUGAGGGUGGAGGACAACCCAGCACUAGCAACUGGGGUGAGGUUAGGGGAGGUGGUGCCAGUGUUCAUCUGGGCCCCUGAGGAGGAGGGUCUCUACUACCCUGGGAGGGUGUCAAGGUGGUGGCUCAGCCAGAGCCUCCUCCACCUGGACUCCUCCCUCAGGAGCCUUGGCACCUCCCUCAUCACCAAGAGGUCUUUUGACACUGCCUCCACCCUCCUAGAGAUUGUUCACUCCACUGGUGCCACCAAUCUCUUCUUCAACCACCUCUAUGAUCCUGUGUCUCUUGUUAGGGACCAUCGUUUGAAAGAACUUCUGACUGCUCGAGGCAUAACAGUCCGUUCGUUCAAUGCGGAUUUGCUCUAUGAACCAUGGGAAGUUUAUGAUGAAAAUGGCCAGCCAUUUACAACUUUUGCACCUUUCUGGAGUAAAUGCCUUAGCAUGCCUUAUGAUCCAGCAGCACCAUUGCUUCCCCCCAAAAGAAUAACAUCAGGUGAUGUAUCAAUGUGCCCCUCAGAUACUCUGGUCUUUGAGGACGAGUCUGAGAAAGGAAGCAAUGCUCUUCUUGCUCGAGCGUGGUCACCAGGAUGGCGCAAUGCUGAUAAGUCCCUGACUGCGUUUAUCAAUGGGCCGCUCAUUGAGUACUCUCUCAAUCGGAAGAAAGCAGACGCUGCGACUACAUCCCUUCUUUCUCCUCAUCUACACUUUGGGGAGCUAAGUGUCCGCAAAGUCUUUCACCUUGUUCGCAUGAAGCAACUUUUGUGGACUAAUGAGGGAAACAAAGCAGGUGAAGAGAGCUGCAACUUGUUCCUAAGAUCUAUCGGCCUUCGCGAGUACUCCAGAUACCUGAGUUUCAACCACCCCUGCAGUCAUGAGAGGCCUCUUUUAUCUCACCUUAGGUUCUUUCCUUGGGUGAUCGAUGAGGGUUAUUUCAAAGCUUGGAGGCAAGGCAGAACCGGUUAUCCUCUGGUAGAUGCUGGCAUGAGAGAGCUUUGGGCAACUGGCUGGCUCCAUGACAGGAUACGUGUGGUUGUAUCCAGUUUCUUUGUGAAGGUCCUGCAACUUCCAUGGAGGUGGGGGAUGAAGUAUUUCUGGGAUACACUCUUAGAUGCUGAUCUUGAAAGCGAUGCCCUUGGCUGGCAGUAUAUUUCCGGCUCUCUUCCUGAUGGUCGCGAGUUGGAUCGCAUUGAUAACCCUCAGUUUGAAGGGUACAAAUUUGAUCCAAAUGGAGAAUAUGUACGUCGCUGGCUUCCUGAGCUGGCCAGGUUGCCAACUGAAUGGAUACACCACCCAUGGGAUGCACCUGAAUCUGUACUACGAGCCGCAGGAAUUGAACUGGGUUCCAACUACCCUCUUCCCAUUGUAGAAAUAGCUGCAGCGAAAGCCAGACUGCAGGAAGCUCUUGCAGAGAUGUGGCAGCUUGAAGCUGCAUCAAGAGCUGCAAUAGAGAAUGGAAUGGAAGAAGGCCUUGGCGACUCCUCGGAGCUACCACUGAUCGAUUUUCCUGAAGAAAUGCAAAUGGAAGUGCACCAUGAACCAUUUGGGAUCACUAAUAAUUCCCCAGCUGGAGACAGGAGACAUGAAGAUCAGAUGGUUCCUACCAUGACUUCUUCAAUAGUCAGAGUUGAGGAGGAAGUUUCUACAGAUUUAGGGAACACCGCAGGAGAUAGCAGACAGGAAGUGCCAUCAAAUAUAAAUUUCGAUGCGGAGCCUCAGAGAGGAGGAAUCGACGAUAGAGGUGGCCUUCGAUCGCUGAGGGAUAAUGUUGUUCGACAUUUCAGUCCAGCCAGGCUGCAAGGACCUGCACAGUCCACAGCGGACUCAUCAAGUAGCUGGACAGAAAGAGAUGGUGGUCUGGUUCCGGUUUGGUCCCCUCCGGCGAUGUCUAGCCGUUCGGAGCAAUUUGUGGCUGAUGACACUGGCAUUGUGAGCAGCAGCUAUUUGCAGAGGCAUCCUCAAUCUCACCAACUGAUAAAUUGGAGGCAGCUUUCACAGACUAUGACAAGAAAUUGGGAGGUGGAGAAUGCGGUGCAGCCGAAUGCUAUUGGGUAAACUUCACAGUGGAAGAUAACUCAUGUAAAUUAGUUGGCUUUCUUUCUUUGUAGCUUUGAGCAGACAAUCAAAUUCUCUAAUUCUAAUGUACCAUAUUGUUUGUAUUGUAUAGUAAUUCAUAAGAGCGCAGUAUUAUUCAUUGGAUUACUUGAAUUUUCUAAUAAACGCAUGCGCACGUCUCUCUUAUUCUCUUA